AAGAUGAUGCGCGGCGGGGCGCCCCUGGUGACCUUUAUGACCCCAUGAUGAUGUAGCCCAGCUCCCGCACGCUAUGCUUUACGCGCUGAUAAUGCCUUUAUCAUUCGACCUGUGCAGGUUGUAGUCUAGAGAUUUGUUGGUUUUCGGCUCGGCUCGGCUGGCGAAUCCGAGAGAUGGUGCUGUUAAAAAAGCAAAAGCAAGAAAUAGUGACGCUUGUUCUCUAACCUCUCACCCUGUAUGUGUGCGCAGGUGCGGGGCGCGAGACGAGCUGGUCCUGCUAGCGCGCCGAGCCGAGCCGAGACCGAAGUCUGAAGACACAAACCGCCCCACCCCGCGCACCGCCGCGCCUCGGGGGCUGCGACUGACUGACUGAGGGAGGGAGGGAGGGUGGGUGCGGCGCCAUGAAGAAGCAGAACGUUCGGACGCUCUCCCUCAUCGUCUGCACCUUCACGUACCUCCUGAUCGGCGCGGCCGUGUUCGACGCGCUCGAGUCCGAGACGGAGAAGCGGCGCCGCGACGUGCUCGACUAUGUGGAGCGCAAGCUCAUCCAGAAGUACUCCGUGUCGACCGACGACUUCAAGCUGUUCGAGACCAUCAUCCUCAAGUCGGAGCCGCACAAGGCGGGCCAGCAGUGGAAGUUUGCGGGCGCCUUCUACUACGCCACCACCGUGCUCACGACCAUCGGCUACGGCCACUCGACGCCGUCGACGGUGGCGGGCAAGCUGUUCACCAUGUUCUACGCCAUCAUGGGCAUCCCACUCGGCCUCGUCAUGUUCCAGAGCAUCGGUGAGCGCCUCAACAAGUUCUCAUCGCACGUCAUCCAGAAGGUGAAGCGCGUCAUGAACUGCAAGGACACGGACGCCUCCGAGAUCAACCUGAUCUGCGUGGUGACGACGUUGUCCGGGCUGACGGUGGCGGGUGGUGCGGCGGCCUUCAGCCGCUACGAGGGCUGGACCUACUUCGACUCGGUUUACUACUGCUUCAUCACGCUCACCACCAUCGGCUUCGGCGACAUGGUGGCCCUGCAGAAGGACAACGCCCUCGCCACCAAGCCCGAGUACGUGGCCUUCGCGCUCAUCUUCAUCCUGUUCGGGCUGGCCAUCGUGGCCGCGUCGCUCAACCUGCUGGUGCUGCGCUUCGUGACGAUGAACACCGAGGACGAGCGUCGCGACGAGGCGGAGGCGCUGCAGGCCAUGCAGGGCGCCGUGCGCCUCGAGGGCGACGUCAUCACGGCCAACGGCUCCAUCAUGAGCGGCCAGGGCGGCCACGGCGAGCACAUCGAGCACACGGAGCUGGUGGAGUGCGAGGACGACAACGCGUCCGUGUGCUCGCUGCCGUGCGGCUGCCUGGGCCGCAGGGACCCCGGGCCGCGCGCGCCGCCCAGCCCGCCGCCCUACCCGGGCCACGGCCGCCACCACCGGCCCUCCUACAUGCUGCACAACGCGACGCAGUUCAUGCCGCCGCUGCGAGGGCUGAUGCCGCUGCUGCUGGAGCGGGACAGGCCCAUGCGCGCGCGCCGGCUCGCCAACGAGGUGGACUGGCCCGCCGUUCCCACGUACCGCAACUCCAUCUAGUGCUCCUCCCCCCCGGGCCCUCCGCCCCGUACCCCGUAGCUGUGCUGGACCAGGGCGGCCGCCGCGAGUGUAGGCAACCCGCCCGCGCGGCUGUCUUCGGUACAGCAUAGCUACGGGGGUUCUAUCCCCCUCCCCCAGUAGCAGGACUGCUGUUUAGAGCUGCUUUUCUUCCGUAGGCUGUUGUUGUUAUUGUUGUUAUUGUUAUGUGUAUGAAAAAAACACUCACUCUGCGGAUGUGCUGACACACAGCCGAAAGAGACUGAAGUGAAAAUCAAUCUAGUCAUCCUGCCUGUCGUACAAUAAACAUAAUGUUAAGCAGGAAAUUCCAUCCGGUAAUCAAAAAAAAUGAUGAAAAUCUUCGGCCAGUUGUUGGCAUUCAGCGCUCUGGCAUUUUUUUCAACUAAAUUAGGACUUUGUAUCUCUCCAGUAUGCUACUAUAUAUAAGAUUAGACGACACUUUCCCUAUUUAUAAGCCAAAGAACAUGUGAUAAACUUUCGGUAUACCUUCAUCUUGCCAAAGUUUUAAGUAAGCAGUCCUAAUAAGCUAAGUGACCUUGUAACUUGCGUGCUAAAAUGCUCAAUCUACUCUGUCAAAUGAUUCCAUAUUAAGAUAAGUGUACAAAAACUUGUGAUGAACAUGAUCUGCUUAAAAAUGCGCUACGUCAAGAAACUAUUUUCUUUGCGGGGUCUUGCCAAUAUAACUAACGUGCCAGCGCGCGACUGUGAUCAUAAUCGUCUAACCGGCAGAUUGUGAAGCUCGCCCUUGAGAACGAAGCCAAAGACGUACCGUGAUGUUGACGCUCUCUGGAAAGCUUUACAGGGCCUUGAGGCGCCUUGCUUACUUACACCCCACCCCGUUCUUCGCCGCUGAUGCACUCGACAGAGCCGUGUGCCCCCGCCGGCCCCCGCCCCCUGGCGGCCAUGGCCGAGCCAAAGAGGAAGUGGGGAAGGAAGACGGAGCGGAGGGUUGCAUAACGAACCCCCGCGAAGGGCGCCUGCGGGUCACGAGACUUGAUCGAGUUAGCAGCGGUGCAUGCGCGGAGGCGGAGGGGUAGGAAAUGCCGAAGGCCCGCGAAGGCCCAGGCUACUUUGCUGCAUUUGCAUUUUUUUUAGCGAGAUUCGUCUCAAAACAAAGUGAUAUCGUGGACACCAAAGCUUUAUAAAACAAUGACUUUUUUUUUUUUUCUUGUGCGGUGAUGAUUAGGUGGUGCUAUUUAAAUUUGACCAAAUUUAUCUUGCCUUAAAACAUAGAAAUAUUGGUUCUAAGAGUGAAAUUCGACUCGACCAAGCUAAUGUGUAACUGCCGUCAGCUUUAAAAAAAUUAAGUAAGUUCAAAAUUCAGUUGAGAUUUUAUAGGCAUUUUUUGUUAAGAAAGGGAAAAAAGAAAAACAUGUUCUACGGCGGCGGUGAUAAGAUUCUGUGAUCCUGACUCUAACCAAAAUAAAAACUUGUAAAAUCCUUUCGCGCAAAAGAGGCUUUAUUAUGCGGGUAAAUAAAUGCAAGGGAAUCAAUUGUAUAAAUAAAAUUGUAUAUCAAAAGGACGCCAGAGCUAAUCCGUUUUCAUAUGUACAAAUCCAAACUUUACAAUUUUCUGAACUUCAUUUUUAACUUUGUUAUUUGUUAUCUUUGACCAGAUAUGCUACGUGACUUUCGUCGUUAAUUCAGUAUAUCUUAAAGCUGCUAACAUAUAGAAAUUAUUUUUUUUAGUAAAACUAAACAACUAUUUUCUUCCUGUGCCUCGAACCGAUGACAAUUGAUGACAAAAACAUAUCGACUUUUAUCUAAAUAGCUGACCACCAUCAUUGCAGUUGGGAUAAGUAAAUGCGAAAGCGAGACGUGUAGAUGCCGGCGAGGAAAGUAGACUCAGCGACAUAUAGAAAUUGUGAAGCUGAAUGUGAAUGCGGCCAUGUACGAUGGUUUGCCUCUUGCCAGGCGCCAUAGCGACUGUCUGUUUUGUCUGUGUUUUUGCCACUCUGGACAGCCUAUCAACGUUCCUCAAUGAAAUACUUCCGAAAUAUGAUUGUCAUUCGAGAAACUUAAGAAGAUUUUUUCCAAUUUCGACAUUUAGUAGCGCAUAUAACCGUUUCUUCCCGUACCUUUAGAGGUAAAUAAUUAUUAUGCCAAUGAAUUAUUUGUAAUCCUUCCAUAUCUACAUGCAUAACUCACAGUUAGAUAGGUAUAUGACAUGCAUUUAUAUAAUAAUUGUAGAGAGCUGGGUUAGUACUUCAGAUCAUUCACAAUACAUGGUAUUUUCAACAUUUGAAAGUAGCAUUUUGUUAGCCUAUUCAUUAUCAGUGUCAUUCACUUUUUAUCCAUGGACGGACCUCUAGCCAAGAUUCUCGCAUUGCCAACUUUUAACUUUUGAUAUUAUAAGUCUGUUUUUAGAUUAAGUAAGUCUUUGUAAAACGUUAGACGUUAGUCUUUUAACAAACUAUUUUUUUGAUCUCAUUUUGUAAUCACUUUUGUAGUGUUCCUCUUCUUGACCAAUAGUUAUAUGAUUAUCCUCUUCCCUUAUCCUAAAUAAAGCAAACCUCUAUUUCUAAAAAAAUACCCUACAUAAAAAAUGCUUUUGUUAAAGUUGUUCAUUUUAUUCUGUGCCAAAAUUAUUGAAGGCAUACACAAAUAAACGAAAUCCUUACUUCCUAUGUAAAAAAA
Frankliniella occidentalis (western flower thrips) is the source of this 4229-nucleotide messenger RNA. RefSeq names its product two pore potassium channel protein sup-9-like. Gene Ontology annotation, cellular component: membrane. The record is from RefSeq and is a predicted model, not a curated record. Gene Ontology annotation, molecular function: potassium ion leak channel activity. The transcript has a single exon. Bases 402 to 1574 code for a protein of 390 amino acids. Gene Ontology annotation, biological process: stabilization of membrane potential; potassium ion transmembrane transport. NCBI's taxonomy places the organism in Eukaryota, Metazoa, Arthropoda, Insecta, Thysanoptera, Thripidae.